This is a messenger RNA of Cyphellophora europaea CBS 101466, 2682 nucleotides long. RefSeq lists its product as uncharacterized. Gene Ontology annotation, molecular function: magnesium ion transmembrane transporter activity. Gene Ontology annotation, biological process: intracellular magnesium ion homeostasis; magnesium ion transmembrane transport. NCBI's taxonomy places the organism in Eukaryota, Fungi, Ascomycota, Eurotiomycetes, Chaetothyriales, Cyphellophoraceae. The record is from RefSeq and is a predicted model, not a curated record. Bases 1 to 2682 code for a protein of 893 amino acids. Gene Ontology annotation, cellular component: plasma membrane. The transcript is spliced from 2 exons.
AUGCACCCGCUUCCACCACCGAACCGUAGUGAGGCACGCGACCACCCAAACCACGCUCCUAGUCAGCCAUCAGCGCCCUCUGCCACCUCUCACUCAUCCAACAUGACGGCGCAGAGCUCUCCUGCGGUCCCACAGUCUUCGGAGGCAACGAGGAAACGCCGCCGCCAUCGUGGGAACAAGAAGAAGAAGCCACGCCGGCAGUCUUUCAUCGCCCCGUCCGAAGGCUCGGCAGCCUACAGCUCCCAAGCUGAAGAUCCAGCUCAUGACGACCGCUUAGUGCAAGUGCCCGAAGAAGAGGCCGGCGUGAGGCGACGGGACUUCUAUGCGAGGCGCGGGAACCUGAGUGAGGAGAGUCUAGAAUCCGAGGCGCUGCUUGAUCACCGCGACCAACCCAGCAUGCGGCCCAGGCGGGAUAGUAGACUAUUGCCGAGCGUUUUUGGUAAGCUGGGCGGAAGCAAGAGCCCUGGAACUCUGGACCGAAGUCAUUCAGACAUGGUGGCGGAAAAUAAGCGGAAGCGAUUGAAGAGCCGAGAGAGUGAAGGGACAGCACCGAAGAGCUACGGUAGCAGUGAAGAGGAGAACCCAACAGAUCGCACACCUUUGAUUGGCGUGGCUACACAUAAGAACAAUACGGACGAUGGUUAUGGACUAUACAGAGCCAGGUCUGGCGCUAGUGGAGAAGGGAGCGAUGAAUCUGGCGCGAGAAGAGGGGGCAGACGAAGGGGAAACACGAUGGCUACUAGUUACGUCGGCACGACCAUGGCCCAGGAGUACGAUGUCAACAAUCCACCUUCCCGCCCCGCAAGUCCAAGCCACGAGUUGGGUCCAACCGAUGUCAUGGUCUCGAACGAAGAUUUCAUGCCCCGCAGUCUCGAAAGUCGAAGAACGCUACCUCAUCUGCAGGAGAAUCAUGAUGCAUUGAUCAAUAUUGACGAUAAUUUGGAGGAUGCGAGAGAUGCAAACUCGGCCCCGCCAAGUCCGAGGCUGAGACCAGACGGCAUCCAACGGCAUCGAAGCACGACACUGACAGCCGAGGGCGAUGUAUGCUUCCCUGGCGAUGAAAUGUCAGAGCUUGGGGAAGACGAUAUGGAGCGCUUGCGCUCGAAUGCGAGCCGGCCCAGCAGGCGCAAGAGAAGGGAGUGGCCGCAGCUUUGGGCACUAGACGAAUGGUCGAGAGAAGAAAAGGAGGCUCGGGACGGCGAGCGCAGGGCGAAGAAGAUCAAUGAACCAGUGUUGGUAGGAGGCCGCCUCAGGCCAAGGCAGAGUAUGUGGCAUCGCACCGAGGAAGACGCCCCCUAUCGGUACACGUAUUUCAACGAGGAGUUCGAGAGUACUAUACAUGCGCAGACGAUUAGCGAACUCGUGCAACCAGGUGGGACUUUCAGAGAACUGUUCAUCCCCGAUCCUCCCGAGAUAAUCGACUCAAGUGAGAGCAGCGAAGAAGAGGAAGAGCCUGCCUCUAUUGCCAGUCCGAAGCAGAAUCACUCGGAUACGGCCAGCCGCCUCAACAGCAUGCUAAGCGAUGUUGUCAAGCCAUCAUCGUCUUCCAAAGAAACUUCCGGCAAGAAUAGCGCUGGGAGCGCCACCCCUCUCAAACGGUCUCAAACACCACCUUCGAAGCCGAAGAAAUUUGGUCCACGUCCGACUUUCUGGCUCGAUGUCCUUUCGCCGACCGAGCAGGAGAUGCGUGUCCUUUGCAAGACCUUCGGUAUUCACGCACUGACAUCAGAAGAUAUUAUGAUGCAAGAAGCUCGCGAGAAAGUUGAGCUUUUCCGCAACUACUACUUUAUCAAUUACCGCACCUUCGAGCAGGAUCCAUCCUCUGAAGACUACCUGGAGCCGGUCAACAUGUAUGUGUGUGUCUUCCGUUACGGUAUCGUUACGUUCCACUUCAGCCAGAUUCCACACCCAGCCAAUGUGCGAAGACGUAUCCGCCAGCUAACCGACUAUCUUAUUCUAUCCGCGGACUGGAUCAGUUACGCCAUCAUCGACGACAUCACAGAUGUCUACCAGCCACUGAUCACCGGCAUCGAGGAAGAGGUCGACGACAUCGACGAGAUUAUCUUGGAUGCUCUCCAGUCCACAAAUGAGCUUGCUGGCGAGGGGGCUGGACAGCCACCGUCCAUGACUGGGCCCGGAAAGGAUAAGGAAAAGGCUUCCACAGCUGGAGGCGACGGACCUGACGCUGCACCUUCGGGUAUUGACAUCCUCCGUCGUAUUGGCGAGUGCCGCAAGAAGACCACCUCCCUAUAUCGCCUCCUUGGCCAGAAGGCGGAUGUUAUCAAGGGCUUCGCCAAGCGUUGCAAUGAGCAGUGGGAGGUUGCACCGCGAUCCGAGAUCGGUCUUUACCUGGGAGACAUCCAGGACCACAUUAUCACCAUGUCUGCAAACCUGAGCCACUAUGAGACGAGUCUGAGCCGCGCGCACUCCAACUACCUGGCGCAGGUGAACAUUCGUAUGGGUGAGCGGCAGGAAAGUACUGCGGAUAUCUUGGGCAAGCUGACGGUCAUUGGCACCAUCGUGCUGCCGAUGAAUGUCAUUUGCGGCAUGUGGGGUAUGAACGUCAUGGUUCCGGGCCAGGAAAUUGAAAACCUGUAUUGGUUCUGGGGCAUCACGGCCUUCAUGGGCUGCUUUGCUGUGGGCUGUUUCUAUUGGUGUAAGAAAGUGUACAAGAUCGUCUGA